Messenger RNA from Verruconis gallopava, 1585 nucleotides. RefSeq lists its product as uncharacterized. The record is from RefSeq and is a predicted model, not a curated record. Gene Ontology annotation, molecular function: nucleosome binding. The coding region runs from base 109 to 981 and encodes 290 amino acids. Gene Ontology annotation, cellular component: Swr1 complex. Gene Ontology annotation, biological process: chromatin remodeling. Lineage: Eukaryota; Fungi; Ascomycota; Dothideomycetes; Venturiales; Sympoventuriaceae. The transcript has 2 exons.
AAUUCUCCCCAGCUCUAGCGCAACCUUAGUUUCUAAGCCGCAUCCUGUGUUCCUCGACAUUCUCUCCACCCUUUUUGUUCACAACCAAAACCCCCUAGGGGCAUAAGAAUGCCGCUCAUAGAGCCACUUCAGGCCGAAAAGUCCACCGCAGCGCCAGGAUGGGCGUAUGUCUACGACCGACAAGUCGAUGCCUCGAGAAUCGGGCUCGAUCCGACGACUGGCGCUCGUGGCAAAGCCGGACGUGCCCAACGCUCCGCAGCAACCACAACCGUAGCGUCCAACGAGCUUUCGCGCCGUGAACAGAUAGCUAUCCAGCGCCGACUGGCUGACCUGGACAGAGAUGGCGGCGCCGGGAAAGACGUUCCUGUGCCGCAGAAAUGGAAGGAUUUUCAGAUCGGAACAGAAGGCGGUGGCGUGGGGACGUGGGGCAAGAGCAGGAAGAUGACUACGAACGUGAGGAGGAUCCUGCUGAGCGAGAAGACGUUCGCGCACUACCUUGACGACGAGGAGGCAAAACUCGCGCUGGCGAGGGAAGCUGGCGCCGGCAGAGUUGAGGGGCGAAAGACAGAUGCUGGAGCAAAGAGAAGCGAAAGAGCGCAAGGAAAGAGGGCUAGCGUUUCGGCGAAGACGGAGAUUGACGACGUUGAUAUGGCAGAUGUGUCGCUAUCGGAAGACGUGGAGGCGAAGACGAACGGACAGCAGGCGGCAGCUACAAACGACGCCGCGGAUGAUCCUCUGCUGAAGAUCUGGACGCCUUCGCCUUUGUCCUCCGAGGAAGUAGAAGAGCUCUUGUCGCACCCGCCUUUGUCAUACAAUGCUGCUCGCGCAGCGCCUCCACGCAUCAACGGCCCUCCGCAGCGCAAGUUCUGUGAGAUGUGCGGCUACUGGGGCAGAGUCAAGUGUCUCAAGUGCGGCUCUCACGUCUGCGGGCUGGAUUGCAAAGAGGCACACGAUCAGGAGUGUCGAAAACGGUUUGCAUGAAGACAUUCUGGCUGGCGUUUGCAUGAUGUUUCAUAAGAGAGAUACCCACUGUUUAACGACUGUGUUGAACUUGACCCGCACAAGCUUCAUCAACCGUGAGCUCAAAAGUCACCAUCACCGUCGCUAUCGCUGUUUCCUAAUCGUGCGGUCCAACAUCCUUGACUAGACGUACUCGUUGGUUGCGUACCACUGCCCACGGCCUUCUGGUGUCAGGUCGAGGACAUUAUACGUAGUUGCCAGCAAAUCCAGACCCCUUUCGCUCUUAGGUUCGAUGCACGGGUACGCUGUAUAUACAUGGCGUACAUUACCCUCCUCGUCCUUCUUGAAGACGCUGACCCCAGGCAUCUGCUUACAGUCCUUCGCCCACACCGGCCUUUCCACGUUCAUAUCGGCAUUGAAGGUGGUACCAUGGCUGGAAAGGAUGCGGAUGUUUUUCCAGCCCCGCUUCUGCGCCCAGGUUUGAAGUUUGGGAAGCUCGGCCUUGCCCACGACGGCGAAGUUGACGUUUUGAGCCAGAUGUUUGCCGACGCCGUUGAAACUAUCAACAAUCAUCGAGCACAUUCCACAAGGCUUCUCGUCUUCUGGGUCGUACAUGAAAUGGUAG